AUGCAAUCACCUUUCUUCUACUACAACCCAGACCCUCAAGGCGAGAACAACCGUCAACACGGCCACUUCACACCUCACCCGUCCGGACAGUCGGCCUUCCAGCCACCAAACAUGUUCUACCCAAGGCCAUCGUCGGCCAACUCCCACCUGGCCUACCCGCAAUCCUCGUACGCCAGCCAGAUGCUGACCCCCGUCGCCUCGCCGCAGCCCAUGUACCAGAAGCCAGCGAUUCUCAUUCAGCCCCACGACUCGCCCUACCUGCACCCCUUGGACACGGACUAUUCCUUUGCGCCCGCUACCCCUCCUCUGUCCUCCUCUGGUAGCAGCACGAGCAGCCCGCCCUCUUCCUCCGACGUGCUCUCCACACCACUCUUUGACAUCUUCCCCAGCGAGACCAUGGAGGGUGUGAAGCAAGGCUGCGAGGGCGAGGUCCUCUCCGAGAUUCUUUCUGCCGGUUUGGAGUGGCGAUCCGCAAGCCCGCCCAUGACACCAGUCUACAUUCAGCCACCUUCGGCUAGUCAGGGGUCCUACCUUCUCUCCGCCACAUCCUGCCCCUCGCUUUCCCCUUCACCUUCACCUGUCCCACGCCCGUCUUUUGCUGAGGCGGAGAACAACUUCUGCAACCCUCGUGAUUUGACGGUCGCAUCUGCAGAUCAAUCCACACUUCUUACUCUCUGCCCCGGUGACGAAGAACACAAAGUCGUACUCAAAGGUGAAUCUGCCAAGGUCUUCGAGCCUGCUCAAUCCUGCACAGCCGACUUCACGGGCCUCCCCACUGGCCUCCCCACUUUUGAGCCUCUGUUUGAAUUGGACUGCGAAGACGACUUUGCCGGCCUGGUCAACUUCUCGACGGCCGACAACACCCACUUCCUUGGCAACAAGCGCCAACGCACUGAUCUGGUGGCUUUCCCUUCGGAAGAGGACUUUGUUAGCGACGCCAGCUUCACCGACUUUGAAGAGGACUUGGUCCACGGCCUGCCCCUGACACCUGCUGCGAGUGACUUCUCCGACAACAUGUCCGGUAACAAGAGGCGAUCAGCGAAGAAGGCGCGUUCUGGGCACAGCGAUGCCGAGUCAGAUUAUCACAGUAAGACACAGACAUCGGGUGAUGAUAACACUGCGUCUGGAGCAUCAAGCCAACAUGAACCAGGUCAUGCCGACAACCACACCGCGUCCAGCUCCGACGACAACGCCGCCACCCCGGUAGCACCGACAAGCCGUCGCGGCCGUAAGCAGUCUCUGACCGAGGAUCCGUCCAAGACUUUCGUCUGCACCCUGUGCUCUCGUCGUUUCCGCCGCCAGGAGCACCUCAAGCGCCACUACCGCUCGCUCCACACUCACGACAAGCCCUUUGAGUGCACCGACUGUGGUAAGAAGUUCUCCAGAAGCGACAACCUGUCUCAGCACCAGCGCACGCACGGGGCAGGUGCCAUCACCCUUGAUGUCAUGAGCAGCUCCGAUAUCCAGAACGACAUGCAACGAGAUGGCGCUUUCGACAACCAGAACCCCGCCAUGAUGGGCCAGAUUCUCUAUGAUGCUGCCGCCAACGUCUCAAGCGCCAGCUCAGAAUACUCUGACAUGGAGUCCUCGCCUAUCAACAAGAAGCGCAAGAGGAACGAGUAG
Messenger RNA from Plenodomus lingam JN3, 1623 nucleotides. The record is from RefSeq and is a predicted model, not a curated record. Lineage: Eukaryota; Fungi; Ascomycota; Dothideomycetes; Pleosporales; Leptosphaeriaceae.